AUGGUGCGGUUACAGGAACGACCAGAAGUUGUGGAAGUUUUCCUCACUGCGCGACGUGCUCCCACCCCAAAGCCAGAAGCAAAUGCCGUUGGUGUGAAAGAUCUGGCAGAAGUAUCUAUGACGAUAUUCGCCGAGGAGACUGGACAAGUGGAUACCAGAGAUGUUGGUACUCAAGUUGACUUCCCAAGCGUUUACGGGUGUAGCGCUUCAGACCGGUGUGGCUGUGUUCCUGACAAACUGGCCAGGCCUGAAGCCGAGACGUGGGUUCAGAAACAAAGCGCAGAGGCCUCAGAGCGACUCCGGAGCGCAGUGGACCUGGGAGAAGAUCUAGCCACCUUUUCAGGAGCGGGGGAUCCAGAACAUCACCCGUCGACAGGGCCGGUGUACUUCGCCUCGGAAACGAACGACGACUCAGCGUUCGAUCCAGAGUUCGACUCGGAGGACGUGCUAGAUGGUGUUCUUGAAAGCGCAUUGGAUGACUUCUCAGACCCCAUGGAUGACGCCUCGGGCCUCUCAGACAUUCCUGUCCAAAGACUAGAACGAGAAUACGAACGUGUCACGCGAGUGCCAGUAGAAGAGUUAGAUCUGAAACCAGCCGUAUACCUGCGAGAAGGGGCGGAGGUCUUGGCCCAGUUGAGCGAUCAUCUGACUAUUUUUCCAGAGUUAGAAGAAUUGAGUCCGGAGUAUGACACCGCCAAAACCGAGGUUGGCGUUCCAGGCGUCACGACCCCAGAGAUGGAGGACAAAAUGCGAAAGAUCUUGAAUUAUCAUCGUCGUAUCUUUUUAGGUGAUGGCAAUGCCGCACUGGCCCCAGCUCGCGGAGUCGUUUGUGACUUAGAUGGUGGUGAUGCGAUGCCGAUAGCACUACGUGCUCGACAGAUCGCCUCCAGAUAUUUGGUGAAGGUUUACGAACUGCUGAAGAAGCUCCUAGAGACCGGACUUAUUGAACAUUCUGAAUCGGAAUGGUCAUCCCCGAUCGUGAUCGUUUCGAAGAAGAAUGGAGAGGAUAUCAGAAUGCUGGUUAACCAGUUGAUCAAGCUAUCGCGAUACCCCCUACCUCUGAUUGACGACUUGUUGACUGACUUUAAUGCUGCGGCAUGGUUCAUGAGUCUAGAUAUGGCGAGCGGUUUCUGGGAGAUUCAGAUGACAGAGCGGGCAAAGCUGAUUUCAGCCUUUAUCUGCCCAUUCGGACAUUUCCAGUAG
Molecule: messenger RNA, 1203 nt
Organism: Phytophthora megakarya
Lineage: Eukaryota; Oomycota; Peronosporomycetes; Peronosporales; Peronosporaceae
Source: the annotation of a GenBank genome assembly